GAAAAAAAAAAAAAAAGAAAGAGAAAAAAGAUAGGAAAGAGAGAGAGAAUGGAAACCAAAACCCAAAUUCUCAUAUUUCCACUUCUACUUACCUUCGUUCUCUUCAUAUCAAACACCAAAAACACCGCAGCAUCCACCACCGCCACCGCCACCACAACCACCACGACAGCCGCCACCAAAACCUCUAACAAAACCUAUAGAAACUACCUAAAAACAGCCUGCAAAUCCACCACAUAUCCAAAACUGUGCUAUAGCUCUCUUUCUUCCUAUUCAUCCAUAAUAAAAACCGAUGACCUAAUCCUUUGUACCACAGCAUUAAAUGUAUCCCUACAAAUUUCCAUUAACACAUCAUAUUUUAUGACAGAUUUAUCAAACCAACAAGAACUGAGCGAAACUGAAGCUGAAGUAGUUCAAGAUUGCAUUGAUGAAAUUGGAGACAGUAUUUAUGAGCUAAACCAAUCAUUGAGCGAUUUGAGCAGUUUAGACUUUAAUAGUUCUGAUGUGAGAUUCCAAAUUUCUAAUAUAAAAACUUGGGUUAGUGCUGCCAUUACAGAUGAUUAUGGUUGCACUGAUGGGUUUGAUGGUACUAAAGUAAGCUCUGCAGUUAAGAGUAAGAUAAAGAAAGCUAUAUUGAAUGUUUCAAGAAUCACUAGCAACGCUUUGGCUCUUGUAAAUCAAAAGCUCAGUUUUCCAUAAUUUCUUUUUCUUCUUCUUAAGUUAAAGCUCCAAUUGAAGCUUUAAACUUCCAUAUGCUCCUCCUGGACAUCCUGGUCCAGGAGACGACUAUAACAUCAUUGUGUCGAAACCCAUUUUGUAUAUAUUUUUCUUUUUUUAAUUUCUUAUGGUUUGAGGUAUUUCAUGUUUGUGGCAUUUUAUUGAAUAAAAUUAUGUACUUGUAAUUAGACAAACAGCACGAUAAUCUGAGUGUCUGCAUUGUAAUUUUAUAUAAUAUAUCAUUUUCGCG
Messenger RNA from Jatropha curcas, 964 nucleotides. RefSeq names its product pectinesterase inhibitor 4. The record is from RefSeq and is a predicted model, not a curated record. Gene Ontology annotation, molecular function: enzyme inhibitor activity. Gene Ontology annotation, biological process: negative regulation of catalytic activity. Lineage: Eukaryota; Viridiplantae; Streptophyta; Magnoliopsida; Malpighiales; Euphorbiaceae.